AUGGAUCCCGAGACCCGGCAGCUGCUGAGCCAGGGCGCCGCGCAGCGCUGGAAGGACCCCGAGUACCGCGCCGCCGUCUCCUCCAAGCUCAAGGGGAAGCCGGCCUGGAAUAAGGGCCGGGAGAUGAGCGCCGCCUGCCGGGCCAAGAUGUCGGUCGCGCGGACGGGGCGGGUGGUCGGCGCGCGCACGCGCGCGCGCAUGGCCGCCUCCCAGACCGCGCGGGCGCCGUCCACCUACGCGGCGUGUACGGGGGAGCACCUGGCGGGCGGCGUGCUGCAGUCUUUCAAGGCGGAGCUGCACCACUUCCGCCGCCUGCAGGAGGCGCUGCGGCCCUGGGUGAGCGACUUCGAGGCCCGGGCCGGGCGCAAGCCAACCAUGCAGGACGUGCAGGCGGCGGGCGUGCCCUGGCUGCUGGAGCGGUACAGGCACUACAUCCUGCUCCGCCAGCGCCUGUUCCACGGCGCGGGCACCGUGCGCGGCAGCCUGGACGGCGGCAUGGUGGCUGGCAGGCCAGGCGGGGCGCCUGUUCCGCAGCAAAACCCCAAGACCAAGGCCACAGCCACCGACCGGCUGGCAGCGGCGCUGGAGUACCGAUCCCGGCAGGCUGCUGCCGCGGGCGGUCUGCCAGGCGCCGUCGGGGCGGCGGGCCCGGCUGUUGGCGGCAGGGACGAGGCUGCCGCGGCGGCAGAGGGUCCAGGCCCGGCCCCACCCGCGGGUCUGGAGCGGGGUCAGGGCCUGGGUCCGGGUGCCUCAACAAGGGUCCGGUCGGCCAUGCUGGCUGCCAUGGAGUACAAGGCGAAGAGGGAGCAGGGCAAAGCAUAG
Messenger RNA from Auxenochlorella protothecoides, 822 nucleotides. RefSeq lists its product as hypothetical. Lineage: Eukaryota; Viridiplantae; Chlorophyta; Trebouxiophyceae; Chlorellales; Chlorellaceae. The record is from RefSeq and is a predicted model, not a curated record. The coding region runs from base 1 to 822 and encodes 273 amino acids. The transcript is spliced from 4 exons.